UUUGAGCAACGCCAAUAUGACGGUGUGAAAUUGAAGAAAGCAACAACACACCCUCAUAAGCCUCUCUCUCUCUCUCAUACAAAGCCUCUUCUGUUCUAUUCUCAUUGUUUUCGUUUCUGCAUCACUGCUCGAAGAAGAAAAGAAGAAGUGGAUAUUACAAAAAUACCCUCGCCAGAGCAGCAGAGUAGCAGCAGUAGAGGCGGGGAAAUGCUUUUAUUCGGAGAUCUCUGCUAUCUUCACAUAAUGCCGUUUUCUUGAUUUCUCUCUCUCUCUCUCUCUCUCUCUAUCUCUCCUUUUUCUCUAUAUAUAUUGGAAAGGAGAAAUGCCGAGGUUUCUCAAGAUCUGUUUUUCGACGAAUGUCGAUUUGAGAUGAAAGCAUUGUCUGCUACCGAGCUAGGGUUUCUGCAUCUCUUUCGGAAUCAUGACGACCAAACGCGCAUACAAGCUCCAGGAGUUUGUGGCCCAUGCUUCUAAUGUGAACUGCCUCAAGAUUGGGCGGAAAUCAUCAAGGGUUCUGGUCACGGGUGGAGAAGAUCACAAGGUGAAUUUGUGGGCGAUCGGCAAGCCGAAUGCUAUAUUGAGUCUCUCUGGUCAUACAAGUGCUGUUGAGUCAGUGAGUUUUGAUUCUUCCGAGGUCUUGGUGGCUGCGGGAGCUGCCAGUGGCACAAUAAAGCUCUGGGAUUUGGAGGAGGCGAAAAUUGUUCGCACACUUACUGGACACCGAUCUAAUUGCAUAUCUGUUGACUUCCAUCCUUUUGGGGAGUUCUUUGCAUCUGGAUCAUUGGAUACAAAUCUUAAGAUAUGGGAUAUCAGAAGGAAGGGAUGUAUUCACACAUACAAGGGCCACACCCGAGGGGUUAAUGCUAUUAGAUUCACCCCAGAUGGCCGUUGGGUUGUUUCUGGUGGAGAAGACAACAUCGUGAAGCUCUGGGAUCUGACUGCUGGUAAACUCUUGCAUGAUUUCAAGUGCCAUGAGGGCCAGAUCCAAUGUAUAGAUUUUCAUCCCCAUGAGUUUCUAUUGGCAACAGGUUCUGCUGACAGAACUGUUAAAUUCUGGGACCUUGAGACUUUUGAGCUGAUUGGAUCAGCUGGACCUGAGACUACUGGAGUGCGUUCUAUGACCUUCAAUCCUGAUGGAAGAACAUUGCUAUGCGGAUUGCAUGAAAGCCUCAAGGUGUUCUCUUGGGAACCAAUAAGAUGUCAUGAUGCAGUGGAUGUUGGAUGGUCUAGAUUAUCAGAUCUCAAUAUUCAUGAGGGAAAACUUCUUGGUUGCUCUUACAAUCAAAGUUGCGUUGGAGUAUGGGUUGUGGACAUCUCGCGCAUAGAGCCAUAUGCAAUUGCUACUGUUACCAGAUCGAAUGGUCAUACUGAAUCAAAAUCUACUUCUACUGGGAAUCAGACCGUACAAACUGACAACAGUGUAAAGACUAGCAUGGGAAGACUAUCAGUUUCACAAAACGCAGAUCCUAUGGUUAAGGAGACUAAACCUAUGACAUCCACAGGAAGUGUCCCCAGUACUCCGCAAAGAGUAGCAUUAAGCAGUGGUCCGAAGACGACUGCAACAAAUUCAGCAGCAGUACCUAGUGUCACGACUCAGAAGAGAUCUGCACCAAAGACCCAAUCAGCAACAAAUAUUCAGAUCUUCAACAAGUCUGAUGUGGUACCUGUUAUUGUCCCUAGAACUAGUGCAAGAGUUGAGCAGGCAUCUGAUUCCAGAAAAGAAGCUGGCAACAGUGUAAAGACUAGCAUGGGAAGACUAUCAGUUUCACAAAACGCAGAUCCUAUGGAAAUGUCCCCAGUCCCUCCGCAAAGAGUAGCAUUAAGCAGUGGUCCGAAGACGACUGCAACAAAUUCAGCAGCAGUACCUAGUGUCACGACUCAGAAGAGAUCUGCACCAAAGACCCAAUCAGCAACAAAUAUUCAGAUCUUCAACAAGUCUGAUGUGCUUAAUUUCAAUUUCUAUCUCAACUGUAAGUUACACACAUGUUUAUGUGACACUGUUUUAUGUGUAACACUGAAUGUUCUUUUUUCCCUCCCUUCAGAUGAUGGUAGAGUGCACAAGCCAAGCAGAGAUGUGUUCCCUAUUGAGGCUCCAAAAGGAGGUAUUGUUUCAGAUGAAACUAGGGUGCACAAGCUAAACAGAGAUGCAUGCUCUGUAGAAGGUCCAAAAGGAGGAAGAACCCGCUCACUUGUUGCAAACUGGGAGAAGAGAGAAGUAUCUCCUAGCUAUGAAGGGCCAACAUCCAGUAACUCUUCUGAGACUAUGUCUGCUGGUAACAUGGGCUCAUUUAGUGCGAGAGGGCGGCCUCAAUCCACUGAAAAAGAAACAGUAUCUGCUAGUGAUGAGGAUGCUAUUGCAGAUGUAGUAGAACAGCAUGAUCAAUUCUUUUCCUCUAUGCAAUCUCGCUUGACAAAACUGCAGAUAGUCCGCAGGUUUUGGGAAAGGAAUGAUCUCAAGGGAGCCAUAAGUGCACUGGAAAAGAUGUCUGAUCAUGCUGUUCUUGCUGAUGUAAUCAGCGUUCUGAUGGAAAAAAGUGAUGUUGUCACACUGGAUAUUUGCACUUGCCUCCUACCAGUCCUCACAAGCCUUAUUGAGAGCAAGAUGGAUAGGCACAUAGGGAUCUCCUUAGAGAUGCUGCUGAAGUUGGUGAGAAUCUUUGGCCCCGUAAUCCACUCAACACUAUCAGCCUCAUCGUCUGUUGGAGUAGAUCUUCAGGCAGAACAAAGGUUGGAGCGCUGCAAUCUAUGCUUUAUCGAGCUGGAAAAGGUCAAGCGGUCUCUUCCUUCCCUCACCAGAAGAGGAGGUUCGGUUGCAAAGUCAGCUCAGGAGCUGAACUUGGCUCUUCAGGAGGUGCUGUGAAGGAGGAAGAAACACUAAUAGUCAAUACAUACUGCAUAGGUACUGAAAAAUGCCAUUCUUUUGCCCUGCUAUUAGCUGAUGUAAAAUGCAUAAGCCUUCGUUGUUUCCGCGGCGCUUCAGUGCUUCUUCAUUCGAAUCUGGAAGUGCGCCCAUGCAACCUCUCUAUCCUUUGAAUCUUCCUGUUGUUUACUGCAUGCGCCUACCCUUGUAUAUGCUGAUCUGGGUCUGUUUUAACUCCAAAAAACUAAACACCAAGGUGGAUGGACUUUCCAAUGUAAACCGAGAUACAGCUUGGCACCUGAAGACUGCCAUGGACGGUCGGUCGGUCAGUCGGCAAACCCCGCUGCCCCCACCAUGUGAAACUCUAACCAAUUUCUGUUUGAAGAUACACAGUGAUAGCAUUUUGUAACAAUUGGCUGCAUGAAGCCUGUAUUUAUUCCAUGGUUGAGUACAAUUGUAUUUGUCCAUCAAUAUAGACGCAGCAUUCUGAUGA
Molecule: messenger RNA, 3353 nt
Organism: Magnolia sinica
Lineage: Eukaryota; Viridiplantae; Streptophyta; Magnoliopsida; Magnoliales; Magnoliaceae
Product: katanin p80 WD40 repeat-containing subunit B1 homolog KTN80.3
Exons: 19
Coding region: 422-2860 (812 amino acids)
Biological process (GO): microtubule severing; microtubule depolymerization
Cellular component (GO): katanin complex
Molecular function (GO): microtubule binding
Source: RefSeq, a predicted model, not a curated record